AUGUCUACGUGCCUGCCCAAAGACGCGCCUUCUUCUGAUCGUGACAAUUUGGCGGACGACAAAGAUAAUGACGCAUCUCUAUCAGAGGAAUCUGCCGGUCAGGGGAAGAUACCUCCUCUGGGUGCUCCCGUAGACGAUACUCCGACUGGAAUAUGGAAAUGCCUAGGGAGACGUCGGGUCGCUCAUGACUGGGACGCGUUUGCCACGCAGCCUUCGGUAUUUGAUGACCCUGCCACCCUGGAUGCCUAUCGCCCUCCGCCCCGAUACGAGAAAUCCUCACCCUUCUAUCUGAACUUGACAACGAAUGACUGCAACUUGGAAGAUACACUCUUUCGGCUCUCUUCCCUUAUCGCCGGAUUAAGGGCUUCCAUAAAAUUCCCAUCCCAACUCGUAUUCAAACGGGUGGGACCAAAUGUUUGGGUUCCGUACCAGAUGGUUCUGUGGAGCAAUGUUGCAUUCAGCCAAUGUUGGUUAUUAGGACGAGCGUCCUUCCUCGCCACACGGUCAGGCGUUUUCAUUCCUGAUAUCGUCCUGUACCUCUCAUACUUCUAUACGAAAACCGAAUUACCAAUCAAACUCGCAUUCUUCUGGGUGUCCAACUACUUGUCGGUCAUUAUCAGUGCUUUCCUCGCUACCGGCAUUCUUCAAUUGCGUCAAACCGGAGGCAAAGCCGAGUGGCGUUAUCUGUUCCUCAUCGAGGGACUAACAACCUUGGGUUGCGGACUAUUUUCGUUCUCAUCGAUGCCACCUGGCCCGACACAGACCAAGGCGUGGUUCCUCCGAAAAGGCUGGUUUACAGAACGAGUCCUCCGGGACGACUCUUCUGAAUCAGACAACAUUUUCAAGGCCCUGCAAGAUUGGAGAAUGUGGCCUCUAUAUGCUCUGGGACUCACUCACAUGAUGCUUGUUGACCCCCACCAGACAUACCUUACUUUAUCUUUUCGUAACCUUGGCUUUGACACCAUGGAGUCCAACCUGCUCUCCAUUCCAUCAACCAUUAUUGGAGUCAUCAUGCUGCUAUUCACCUCGUUCUUGAGCGAACCCAUUAACAGUGGCGUUAUCGCUACCGUCGUGUUGCAUGUAUACUUCAUCAUCAUAACUUUUAUUAUAGGGUUUCCUGAUGUCCAUCUGAUUCAGGUGGCUUGGGCAUCGAGGAACUCGUACUGUGUGAAAGCAAGGACUAUAUCUGCCAGUAUCUACAGUAUGUUCUUCCAGGCGGGUACCAUUGUAUACGUAAGUUAUGAGCGUUGUAAACGCGGCAAUCGAGCCUUAAUUGGAAUACGUUGUAUGAACAUUUUUUUCUAUCGCUUUCUCAAUGCGCGCCGAGACAAGACAUGGAACUCAUGGACUAAAGAGGAGCAACAAAUCUACGCCGACACAACAACAGACCAAUCACACGCAAGACUAGACUUCAGAUUCACUCACUGA
This is a messenger RNA of Guyanagaster necrorhizus, 1428 nucleotides long. RefSeq lists its product as uncharacterized. The transcript has 16 exons. NCBI's taxonomy places the organism in Eukaryota, Fungi, Basidiomycota, Agaricomycetes, Agaricales, Physalacriaceae. Gene Ontology annotation, molecular function: transmembrane transporter activity. The record is from RefSeq and is a predicted model, not a curated record. The coding region runs from base 1 to 1428 and encodes 475 amino acids. Gene Ontology annotation, cellular component: membrane.